Vespula pensylvanica (western yellowjacket) is the source of this 2600-nucleotide messenger RNA. Its product is annotated as serine/threonine-protein kinase dyf-5. Gene Ontology annotation, biological process: protein phosphorylation; cilium assembly; intraciliary transport. The coding region runs from base 365 to 2119 and encodes 584 amino acids. Gene Ontology annotation, molecular function: protein serine/threonine kinase activity; ATP binding. Lineage: Eukaryota; Metazoa; Arthropoda; Insecta; Hymenoptera; Vespidae. The transcript is spliced from 10 exons. Gene Ontology annotation, cellular component: cilium; nucleus; cytoplasm. The record is from RefSeq and is a predicted model, not a curated record.
GAUUAAAUUUUAAUUAAUGUUAAUAUAGAUUUUUUCAAAUAUUGUAAUAUGUUCGAAAAUGAGUAAUGCACAUGCGCAGUGAAAAGACUUUAAGUUAUUGGUUUGGACGCCAUGUUGUCAUGGAAACGGAUAUAAGCAUGGCCGAUUAUACGACAGUUUACAAUUACCAGCCGUACAAGAAGGUAAUGAUUAAAUAUCUAACGAUAUCUCAUCGACAUUACAUGAUUUUUUAGUGAUGUGAGAAAACAUGCGAGACUACUCGUGUUCAGUGCCGGACACGUGUACGGCCGUGCGGUUAGCGUGAUAGAUCUCAAGAUACUGAUUUUGAAGGUUACCUUUGUUGGUCGAAACGAGAAUUGGACGAAUGCGGAAGAAGAUGAAUCGGUAUAUAACCUUGAACCAACUUGGUGACGGUACCUUUGGUUCCGUUGUGCUCGGCGAACGUAUCGACACUGGAGAAAAGGUCGCCAUAAAAAGAAUGAAAAGGAAAUACUAUUCUUGGGAGGAAGCCAUGAAUCUUCGAGAGGUCAAGUCCUUGAAGAAACUUAGCCACGCGAACGUUGUGAAAUUGAAGGAAGUUAUUCGAGAAAAUGACGUACUAUACUUUGUCUUCGAGUAUAUGAAGGAGAACUUGUAUCAAUUAAUGAAGGAUAGGGACAAGCUUUUUCCAGAACCGGUGAUCAGAAACAUGGUGUACCAAGUUUUACAAGGACUUGCCUUUAUGCACAAACACGGUUUUUUUCAUCGUGACAUGAAGCCAGAAAAUUUAUUAUGCAUGGGGCCGGAACUAGUAAAGAUAGCUGACUUUGGAUUAGCCCGGGAAAUACGGUCAAGGCCACCCUACACCGACUAUGUGUCGACUAGAUGGUAUAGAGCACCAGAAGUUUUGCUACAUUCGACGAAUUAUAAUAGUCCAAUUGAUAUUUGGGCUGUUGGAUGUAUUAUGGCUGAACUUUACACAUUCAGACCUCUAUUCCCUGGCAAAAGUGAAAUAGACGAGAUAUUUAAAAUAUGUUCAGUCAUUGGGACGCCGGAGAAAGAUGACUGGCCCGAAGGUUAUCAGUUAGCAUCGGCAAUGAAUUUCAAAUUUCCAAAUUUCACAAAAACGUCAUUAGCUGUACUGAUACCCAAUGCAAGUCAAGAAGCUGUGAUAUUGAUGGAAGAUAUGUUGCAAUGGAAUCCUAUUAAAAGGCCAACAGCACAACAAUCUUUGAGGUAUCCGUAUUAUCAAAUUGGAAUUCAACGUGUGGUUAGCAGUAAAAAAAUUGGAGUAUCAUCGCAGAGAGAAUUGAUAAUGAACAAAGUCAAUCUUCCACCGCCGAUUCCAAAACAAUCAAAUUAUCAUCAGCAUGAAGAUAUAAUCAAUAACGUAGUACAAUCUAGAGUACAAGAGAAGAUUGUACAGCCACAGCAACAACCGGUAUUACCAUUAUUGAAUCAUAAUAAUCGUAAACGUGAAAACAACUCGUCUAAAUGGGACGAAGAUGAUUUCGCUGAUAUCUUAGGAAGCAAGAUAAUCCCAGAGAGCAUCGAAACAAAGCUACUGCCUGAUCGUGUUUACAAAGAAAAUCGUGCCAAUUGGAAUGCCAAUUAUGCCGAGGCUGAGAAUUUCAAGCAGACCAAUAUGAAUUGGUCAUUGCCGGUUUGGAACGAGACGAUGCAAUUAAAGAAUUGGAAUCAACAAUCUCAAUCGGCUACGAAGAACACUAGGAAGGUCUCAGCUAAACAACAUUAUCUCAGCGUGGCUCGGUACGUCGCUGGCCAAACCACAAAUUUGUCGUCCAGAAACGGAGACACCGACUCGAAUCGAUCAAGAAUUACGAUGAACGGCAUGAUAGGUCCACCUAGUUCAGAAAAAUAUGAGGAAUACAAUGACAACUUUUGGGGACCCAGAGAGAACGUUGAGAAUCAAACAAGGCAGCAUUAUCUCCCACGAAAUCGUUUCAUAGCCGAGCAAAAUUCAAGAAUGCCUUAUCCCAGUGUUUAUGGUACGCAUAAUAUCAAACAACCAAAUAAAUCAGCUCUACAAACGAAUCUCUUUGGAAGUGUCUUGAAUGUUCGUGGAAGUGGCGGUGGACUCCAUGGUCGAACUGAUUGGGCUGCUAAAUAUCUCAAAUGACCACGUUACAAUUCCUCCUAAAAUGAAAGAUUUAGUUUUUAUCGAUACUUACCUUAAUCUGUGAUAGAAUGAUUCCAAUCGUUCCAACAAUUUUGCAUUUUGCAUAAUCGUUCGUUUUAGAAAAAUAGAUUUCUAUUUUGUAGUAUUAGAUUUACCCUAAUACUGUUUUGUUUUUUUUUUAUUUUUUUUAUUUUUAAUAUUUUUUCUUUUUUUUCCUAUUUCCUUCUCUUUUUUCUUUUUUCUUUUGUUUUCUCAAUUGAUUAUUAAUACCAAUAAGGUAAGAGAAAAGAGAAAAAAGAAAGAAAGAAAGAAAUGAAAAAUGAAUUCGAUAUUCAUUAUUCGAAUAUUUUUUUGGAUAAUAUUCUGAUAAUAUUUAGAAAAAGCAAUGAAUGGAACGUGUGCGUGAUCGUUUAUUGUUCAUGAAUAUAAAUGAAGCUAAGAAAAGUUAGUCAUAUUAUCGUAUUAAAUGUCAUAAUAUAUA